Messenger RNA from Trichobilharzia regenti, 2175 nucleotides. Lineage: Eukaryota; Metazoa; Platyhelminthes; Trematoda; Strigeidida; Schistosomatidae. The record is from the annotation of a GenBank genome assembly.
AUGCUUCGGCAUACGAAGUUACGUGAUGCUAUUGAAGAAGCAGUAAAAAAUGCUGAAGAUGCAGCAAAGAAGGCUCAGGAAAGUUCCUACGAAUCAGCUUAUCAAAGAGCUCAAACUGCACGGACAGUAGCUGGCACAGCUGAUGCACGUGCACGCGAAGCACGUAAACUGUCUGAAGAGGCAAGAGCCAUAGCGCGAGAAUUUUCUCCGGAAUUUGUUCAGUUAGGACUACAAUGGGAAAAACAAAAUCCACUAAUGAAAAAAGAUAUUUUCGGGUAUAGCUCAAAUCGUGAGGAGGAUAUUAGUACUGGAAACCGAAGAUCAGAUCAUAACAUUUUGCAUACACAAGGUAUGGUCAAAGAAAAUACACUUGGUCCUGAUAAUUCAGCCCAAAUUGGUAAUAGUUUAGAAGUAAGCGGUGGAAGUCGUCAAGGCAGUUUUCGUUCCAGUUUCCGCCGACGUGGAAAUACAACUCAAGGAUUCCAACAAAAUGAACAGUAUUCAAAUGAUAACUUCAAGUAUCAAGAUGAAGUGCACACAUCUAAUCCUAACAUGGAUUCAAAAAGAUAUUAUUCAAAAGAAUUUCAUGGGACUGGGAAAGAUAACUAUGUGAAUGCUGACUACAGGGGUCAGGUGAAUCAACAAAAUGCUGUAUAUGGACAGCAAAGAAGUCCAGCUGGUAGACCUAUAGCUAGAGCUGCUACAACUGGAUUUACUGGCUUAGGUUAUUCACCGUCUGAACAACAACAGUUUGCUCAGCAUAUGGCUCAGCAUCCUCAUUCUCCUUACCUCAUGGCUUCUACCAGUCAACAGUUAGAUAUUCAAAUGGAACCACAGAUUAAUUCCAAUCGAGGAUUUGAAUAUGGGACAAUGCCUCGUACUCGUAACAAACCUACAGAAACAGCAUCUCUUCAUUCACCAACAGUUGAUUGUGCAAGGCUUAUCAAAGCAGGUGUGCAUAGGUCAACUGAAAUCCGAAUAGGCACUAGCCAACUUGUACAGCCAUCCGAAACCUAUCGUGCUCAUGUCGGUUAUGUGAAUGACAUUCAUGACCAUAACUUCCACAAUAUGGGGAUGAAUAUAAAUGGUGAAAUCAAUAAUGAAGAGUCAAUCAUAGACAACUGGGAAGAGGAAUCUAUGUUAUCGAAGGAGCCUAGCUCACCACCUGAAACACCACUGACAUCCAUAAACAAGGUUCGACGGAGAACUCUACCAUCUAUAAUGACAGAACCUCCUAUCCAAACCACUAGAAAUGCUUGUAUUAAGCCAGGAUCACAACUACCAAACUCUAGAAUGAAUACGACUACAAAGGGAACAGCGCAUAACUCAAAUAUAGGUUGUGUUAUAGAUGAUCAGACGGUACAUAGUGCUGAGAAUUUACCGGCUGAUGCAGCUGCAACUUACAUCAUAGAGAAUGGAAUUCGUAAACGCGUUCAAGCUGAAACCCACAAUCGCCAACAAAAUCAACGCAAUAAAGCAUCCACAGGACCAUCUCAAAAAGUAUCAGAAACUGCCUACUUGGAAGGAAGCAGACCAGAAUGGACCACGGCAUAUGAUCCAUAUAGACCAGCAAUGGAAAACACCGGAGUUGUUACAGUCAAUAGGACUGGAGCAAAUAAACAGCACUAUCCAGAAACAGAAGACUUAAUGCCACUUCCUAAAUCAUAUCGUAUUGAAUCAAUAAUUCACCUCCCUGGUACAACAAAAGAAGCCAGUAUGCCAGAUAUUUCUGUAAUUCGUAGUCAUGCAACCGGUCAGUAUGAUAGUCCAUCAAGACGUAGAGCUGUUCAACAUCCUGUUUCCGGAGAACUUACUCGUGAAGAAGUUGCACGCUUGAGUCAGGCCAGAAGACAAGAAUUAUAUCAUGAAAUGGAAAGACGAAAACGAGGUGAAAUUGUAAUCCGUCUAGCUGAUAUUAAGGACUGGAUUCGUGCUAAUUUCGUCAUCGUUUUCGUUCUACUGAUCAACGCUAGCUUGGCAUUUUUCUUUUUCAAUUUGUUAACUGGAAAUACAGAUCAGCCUAGUCAUUCUGGUAGGCAUACUCAAAAUCUUGGUAGUUCACAACCGAGUGAUUCAAAUGUAGCUGCGGUCAAAACAAUUAAAACAGCUAAGAAAGUUAUUUCAGCAGCUAUGAAAACUAAGCACCAUGAUGCAACUGGACAACAAAAACCAUAA